AGGAGGUUCCUACUGUGGUGGGACACAAAAAACAUCAAAUGAAUGCGCAGAUAGAGGGCUUGGCUCUGUGUUUCUAAGUGUAUGUUGAGGAUUUGGUUGUUUGUGGGAAUAAAGCGGACAGCAGAGCGAGGACUGGAGGUAUAAAAUUUAGUGGUUAAAGGUUUAUCAGAGGAAUCCACUAGCAUGCUUUUCAAUUUGAAAUUUAUGGAUGUUACAGGAUGAAACGUCUCAGGUCCUCAAGCAGCAGCGACAGUUCUGACAAUGAGAGUCCCUCAACCUCCUUCUGCUCUUCCAACAAAUAUGGCAGUAAAUCGGGAACCCCCGCCUCUGACCCGAAGAAACCGGCUGAAGUGUUCAGAAAAGACCUGAUCAGUGCCAUGAAGCUGCCGGACUCCCACCACGUCUCUCCUGAGGACUACUACCUGCUGGCAGACACCUGGAAGCAGGAGUGGGAGAAGGGAGUCCAGGUGCCGGCCAGUCCGGAUACCAUCCCACAGCCGUCAGUCAGAAUUAUAGCGGAGAAAUCCAAGGAAGUGCUUUACUCCCACCAGAGGAAGUACGUCCAGUGCUCGGGCCAGGAGUCGACAGAGCCGGGAUAUGUCAACAUCAAAGAGCUGGCGGAGGCCAUGUGUCGCUACGACCUGGACGACAUGGACCUCUACUGGCUGCACGCGCUCAACAGAGAGCUGGACUGCAUGGGUGAGGAGCCCAUAGACGAGCUGACGAUGGAGCGCGCCAUGGAGGCCCUGGAGAGUCAGUGCCACGACAACAUGAAGCACGCCAUCGAGACGGUGGAGGGUCUGGGGAUCGAGUACGAUGAGGACGUCAUCUGUGACGUGUGCCGCUCGCCCGACAGCGAGGAAGGGAACGACAUGGUGUUCUGUGACAAGUGCAACAUCUGCGUGCAUCAGGCCUGCUACGGAAUAGUCAAAGUGCCUGUUGGGAACUGGCUGUGCAGAACGUGCGUCCUCAGCAUCGACCCGCAGUGCCUUCUGUGUCCCCUGAAGGGCGGAGCCAUGAAGGCCACACGAGCGGGCACCAAGUGGGCACAUGUAAGCUGCGCCCUGUGGAUACCAGAGGUGAGCAUUGCUUGUCCAGAGAGGAUGGAGCCCAUCACCAAAGUGUCCCACAUCCCACCCAGCCGCUGGUCUCUCAUCUGCAGUCUGUGCAAAGUGAAGACAGGCGCAUGUAUCCAGUGCUCGGUAAAGAACUGCACCACUCCUUUCCAUGUGACAUGCGCCUUUGAGCACAGCUUGGAGAUGAAGACAAUCCUGGACGAAGGCGACGAAGUCAAGUUCAAGUCUUACUGCCUGAAGCACAGCAAGUCCAAAUCUGGCGAGGCCGGCCUGAGCCCAGCUCGCUCCAAACCACCCGGCGAAUCGGGUAAGGUGGGCCAGCGGGCGCAGAGACUGCAGGAGCUGGAGGAGGAGUUCUUCACUCUAAUCCAGCUGGGGGAGCUGGCUCAGGUCCUGGGACUCUCCGAGCACCUGGCUGACUUCAUCUACCAGUACUGGAAGCUGAAGAGGAAAGCCAACUUUAACAAAGCUCUGCUGCCCCCUAAAGAGGAGGAGGAGAAUCUGGUGCUGCAGCCUCAGGAGGACACCAUCCACACUCGCAUGCGCAUGUUCAUGCAUCUGCGACAGGAUUUAGAGAGGGUGAGGAACUUGUGCUACAUGGUGAGUCGGAGGGAGAAGCUGAAGCUGCUGCAGAGUAAAGCUCAGGAGCAGAUGUUCAACCUUCAUGUAAAGCUGUUGAACCAGGAGCUCUCUGCUGGCCUUCCUGCUUCAUUUCCAGUGGAGGGUUUACUGUUUCGUCCUCCCCCGAGGAUAACUCUUAAGCUGAAAAUGCCCAAAGCCUCAGCACUUGGAAACGGGAACCCCAGCUCCAAAUCCGGUAAUGGUCCACUCUGCCCGGACCAUAGCGGGAACCUGACUGAACAUGGCGGUGAAGGGUUGGGUCAGGGGAAGCCUCAGCUGCACGGUCGCAGCCGGAGAGAGGAGCGCUCCAACGGCCGUCUGUCCGCCUCGAGCGGCUCUGCGUUGGCGGUCAAACCCAGCGGCAAACCCUUAGCCCUGCACGCCGCCCUCCACGGCCACUCGUCCAACAGCAACGGCAAACUCGACCAAGAGCGAGCCAAACCCAACGGCCUCUUGGAGAAGUUCGUGGCUCAGAAGGACAGCUCCUGCCAGACGGCCGGCAACCAGGACGCUUCAAACGCAGCUUUGGACAAGAGCAGCUUUCGCAAGUCUGCCAUGGAGCACUUUGGCAGGUCCUUCAAAGAGGCGACUAUUAACUUAGUACGGACCACAGAGGACCUGCGGGCCUCGGACAAACUGUCCCGUAAGGGCUCCGCCAAGGAGAGACUAUGGGUUAAACCCGUAUCCGAACACAAAGCGAAAAGCGCGCGCUCUUACCAGGACAGCGACGGUUACUGUCCGGACCUGGAGCUCAGUGACUCAGAGCCAGAGGCCAAAGGGAGGCACCGGCGGCAGGUCGGGCUGCCGCAGCCGGACGCUCCUCGGCGGGACUGUCAGAAAGGAGUGAGCAGAGGGAAGCAGUCGCUGGGCUCCAGACACCCGGUGCAGAGGUGACGGCCGUUUGUUCGUUGACUCCGCUCACCAAUACCGCCGCCGCCACUGUUCUCCGCGCACCCUCUUGGCAGUCUUCCUAAGUGCCGGGGCCGUCUCUCUGAACACGUCUCUAUCAGGGACCAGAACACGCCACAGUGCCAACGGUGCUGUACACACGAAAGCAGGAGAAGAUGCACGAUGGAUUUCGCCGUCAAAAAAAACAAAAGCGCGUCAGUGUUAGUUUGAGAGGAACAAAUACAUCAUUCCUGAGUUACAUUUGUACUCUGCACAACUUUGUGUGAAACCGGUUUAAUUCGCCUUUGACUAUAACAUUUGUACAUACGAUGUUGAAAUUGGCGUGUAAAUAACAACCGAAUCACAAAAUGUUCCACUCCGCCGACACUCCCAACAUCACCGCGGCCACAAAUUAUACCUGACACGCCAGGUGGAAGUCCUGUAGCGAAUCCGAGCAUCUCCUGCACCUGUUUUGUCGCACACUGUCUGUUACAGCCAACCUGAAACACACACAUACACAUACACACACACACACACACACACACACACACACACACACACACACACACACACACACACACACACACACACACACAGGUGAUAAACCGGCUCGAUGAACCUUUUUACAUUUGUAAAGUAGUGGAGUCUUUUUUUUUUUUCUCUCUUUUUUUUUUUUU
Messenger RNA from Scomber japonicus (chub mackerel), 3262 nucleotides. It is a transcript of the gene jade3, whose product is annotated as jade family PHD finger 3. The record is from RefSeq and is a predicted model, not a curated record. The transcript is spliced from 12 exons. Lineage: Eukaryota; Metazoa; Chordata; Actinopteri; Scombriformes; Scombridae. Gene Ontology annotation, cellular component: histone acetyltransferase complex. Gene Ontology annotation, biological process: regulation of transcription by RNA polymerase II. The coding region runs from base 219 to 2591 and encodes 790 amino acids.